CCGCGUCCCCAGCUCCCGGCGACCGGGGCUCCGACGGCACCCUCCCUCGUCCGUCCCUCCCCCUGCCUGGCCCGGGCCCCCUGCGAUCGCCCCCCGCUGGCGGGGCUCGCGAGCGAGGGGAGCCGGGCGCUCCGCGUGGCUGCGGCUCGAGUUAAUAAACAGUUAAGUUUGGAAGACUCAGCAGACACGUUGAGGGGGAGUUACCAAGCCCAGGCAGCAAAAACAUCCCGGCGCAUUCCUGGGGAGUCCUCGGCUGCCAGCAUCUGAUUAGAACCAUAUCUCGCCGGGAGUGGCCGCGCGGCUCCGAGGCUCCCGGGCCGGCGGCUAUUUAAGCGCGGCCCGCCGUGUCGGCUGCGCGGCAGCCCGGAGGCUCGGCAGCUGGAGGGAAGUCAUGCUCGCUUCGCGGAGGCGCUAGCUAGCCGUGUCUGUAGUAGGUUAUGUUCAUUUGAGACUUCGGGGAUCGUCGGGUGUCACUCCGUGUCUGCUGGUGCUGGAGUUCGCUGUCUGCCUUCCUGCCAUGUCGAACGAAGUAGAGACGAGCACAACGAACGGUCAGCCUGACCAACAGGCUGCACCAAAAGCACCAUCAAAGAAGGAAAAAAAGAAAGGCUCUGAAAAGACGGAUGAGUAUCUUUUGGCCAGAUUCAAAGGUGAUGGUGUAAAAUACAAGGCCAAACUAAUUGGCAUCGAUGAUGUACCCGAUGCAAGAGGGGAUAAAAUGAGCCAAGAUUCUAUGAUGAAGCUAAAGGGAAUGGCUGCAGCUGGUCGGUCUCAGGGACAACACAAACAGAGGAUCUGGGUCAACAUUUCCCUUUCUGGAAUAAAAAUAAUUGAUGAGAAAACUGGGGUAAUAGAGCAUGAACAUCCAGUAAAUAAGAUUUCUUUCAUUGCCCGUGAUGUAACAGACAACCGGGCAUUUGGCUACGUGUGUGGAGGAGAAGGCCAGCAUCAGUUUUUUGCCAUAAAAACAGGGCAACAGGCUGAGCCAUUAGUCAUUGAUCUUAAAGACCUCUUUCAAGUUAUCUAUAAUGUAAAGAAAAAGGAAGAAGAAAAGAAAAAGAUGGAGGAAGCCAACAAAGCAGUGGAGAAUGGGAAUGAGACCCUAUUGACCCUUGAUGACCAAGCUAACAAACUGAAAUUGGGUGUUGACCAGAUGGAUUUGUUUGGGGACAUGUCUACACCUCCUGACCUAAAUAGUCCAACAGAAAGCAAAGAUAUCCUGUUAGUGGAUCUAAACUCUGAAAUCGACACCAAUCAGAAUUCUUUAAGAGAAAAUCCAUUCUUAACAAAUGGCAUUACCUCCUGCUCUCUUCCUCGACCAAAGCCUCAGGCAUCUUUCUUGCCUGAAAACGCCUUUUCUGCCAAUCUCAACUUCUUUCCCACCCCUAAUCCUGAUCCUUUCCGUGACGAUCCUUUUGCACAGCCAGACCAAUCGACACCCUCUUCGUUUGAUUCUCUCAAAUCUUCAGAUCAGAAGAAAGAGAAUUUGAGUAGCUUGUCUACUCCACUGAGUAACGGGCCCCUGAAUGGGGAUGUUGAUUACUUUGGUCAACAGUUUGACCAAAUCUCUAACCGGACUGGCAAACAGGAAGCUCAGGCAGGCCCAUGGCCCUUUUCAAGUACGCAAACACAGCCAACGGUGAGAACUCAAAAUGGGGUAUCUGAAAGAGAACAGAACGGCUUCCAUAUCAAAUCCUCCCCGAAUCCUUUUGUGGGAAGCCCUCCCAAAGGACUGUCUGUACCGAAUGGCGUAAAGCAGGACUUGGAAAGCUCUGUCCAGUCCUCACCACAUGACUCCAUAGCCAUUAUCCCACCUCCACAAAGUACCAAACCAGGAAGAGGCAGAAGGACUGCUAAGUCUCCAGCAAAAGACUUGCUUGCAUCAGACAUCUUUACCCCUCCCAUCUCAGAACCUCCGGGCCAGACAUCACCUACAGGACCAUCUGCAACCCUACAGACCAACCCUCUGGAUCUCUUCAAAACAAAUGCUUCUGCCCCAGUGGGACCCCUUGCAGGUCUAGGUGGUAUACCAGUUAGCCCCCCUCAGGCAGGCCCAUGGAACCCAACAUCUUUAGUCUUCAAUCAGUCCACUUCAGUGGUCCCAGGAGCCAUGAUAAGUGGUCAGCCUUCAGGAUUCGGUCAGCCAGUAGUUUUUACCACAAGCCCAGCUGUUCCAGGUUGGAACCAGCCUUCAUCCUUUGCAGCCUCAACUUCUCCUCCAGCCCCUGUUGUUUGGGGCCCAUCAGCAUCUGUGGCACCCAAUACUUGGUCCUCAACAAGCCCUUUGGGGAACCCUUUCCAGAGCAAUAUUUUUCCAGCUUCUGCUGUGUCUACCCAGUCCCCUUCUAUGCUCUCCUCUCUUCUGGUCACUCCUCCUCAACCACCUCCCAGAACUGGUCCUCCGAAGGACAUCUCCAGUGAUGCCUUCACUGCCUUGGACCCACUUGGGGAUAAAGAAGUCAAAGAAGUGAAAGAAAUGUUUAAGGACUUCCAACUGCGGCAGCCACCUGCUGUGCCUGCAAGGAAGGGAGAGCAGACUUCCUCUGGGACUUCAAGUGCCUUCUCCAGUUAUUUCAACAGCAAAGUUGGCAUUCCUCAGGAGAAUGCAGACCAUGAUGACUUUGAUGCUAAUCAGCUGUUGAAAAGGAUCAAUGAACCACCAAAGCCAGCUCCCAGACAAGGUUCCCUGCCAGUUACCAAAUCUGCUGACAACGCAUUUGAGAACCCUUUCUCUAAAGAUCCUUUCAGUUCAUCCCAAGCCUCUAUGGCUCCUCAACCCACAUCUUCUGAUGUAUAUAGGGAUCCUUUCGGAAAUCCUUUUGCCUAACUUCUGAACUUGAUAUGCUGACUGUCCAGAGGAACAAAAAGUAAUCGCUAAAUCCCAUAACUAGAAGUGCAAAUGGACACAACCUUUACCCUUUCUGUGGAAUAGGAGGCCAUCCUCUCGAGCUGAAGCUCCAGAAGAGCAGUUCACAUUGAAACAAAUGAAAGAAAAACUGAAGAAAAACUGAACUCAACUCAGCAAUGAAGGACUGUAUUCUGAAGAGCCAACACAUCAGAAAGUUCAAUGUGAUUGUGCCAAAUAUAUUAGGUGCUUAUAUGGGGUCAUGCUAGACCUUUAUCAAGUAACUGGAAAACUUGCUUGAAGCCACAAUCUCAUAGUUAGUAGGAAGAUAGACGGUGAUUGAGUGGAGGGGAGAGAAGCUGUAGAACAAGUAUUUGGUGUUCUCAUUGAAAAUCUAACAUCUGCAGUAUUUUUCCUCCUCAUAACCUUGGAAACUCUCCCAGUUCAUUUCCAGUCAUAUUGUUAGCACAGUUCUGAAGGAUUUGUUCUUGCCAAAAUGAGUUUCAUUUUGUUAUGUUUAUGUUGGGUUGUUAAAUGUUGUCUCUUGACCCUUAAAUGCUCAGGUUCUUGUGGGUAUUAAUCAACCACACAAGGUUACCUUUAGGUAGAAGAGAAGGAUGACUGCUCAGGAUCUAAACAAGAUGGUGGCCUCACGAACCUUUAUUGAUUAGCCCCCAGUAGUUCAAGCUGAAGUCCUGUGGUUUUAUGUUUAAUGGCAAUAGCUGAUCAUGUAUGGCAUAAUUUUCCAUCUGGCUUCCUACUCAGUCAUCAUAAACACGAACUGAAAAUAGUUUUUUAUAUGUCCAAAUACCUGAAUGUGCUCAACUGGAGGCAAUUAUUUCUAGGUCGUAGAAUUUUUGAAAUUGGACAAAUUUUGAAAAGCAUGAUCAGCCACACAGCUGUUUUGUACAUCCUUGUUUUCUUGUGCACUUUUCUGUAUACAAAUAGACCUAUAAAUUUACUCAUUUCAAUAAACUGGAAUGGCCGAAUCUCAUGUGUUAGCAUCAGU
This is a messenger RNA of Ailuropoda melanoleuca (giant panda), 3854 nucleotides long. RefSeq names its product DAB adaptor protein 2 (gene DAB2). Gene Ontology annotation, cellular component: clathrin-coated pit; intracellular membrane-bounded organelle; cytoplasm. Gene Ontology annotation, biological process: receptor-mediated endocytosis; positive regulation of endocytosis; negative regulation of canonical Wnt signaling pathway. Lineage: Eukaryota; Metazoa; Chordata; Mammalia; Carnivora; Ursidae. The coding region runs from base 518 to 2827 and encodes 769 amino acids. The record is from RefSeq and is a predicted model, not a curated record. Gene Ontology annotation, molecular function: clathrin-cargo adaptor activity; cargo receptor activity. The transcript has 16 exons.